Messenger RNA from Stegastes partitus (bicolor damselfish), 1169 nucleotides. It is a transcript of the gene spryd4, whose product is annotated as SPRY domain containing 4. The transcript has 2 exons. Gene Ontology annotation, molecular function: protein binding. The record is from RefSeq and is a predicted model, not a curated record. Lineage: Eukaryota; Metazoa; Chordata; Actinopteri; Pomacentridae. The coding region runs from base 17 to 691 and encodes 224 amino acids.
AGGGAAAAAAAAAAACAUGGCUGCGGCCGUCAGUGCAGCGCGUCUCUGUCGCCUGGCAGGACGGACCGUGUCCUCUCUGUCAGCCAGACCCAGGCGGGCUGUCAGUCUUCCGGACAGAAGAUGCUACAUCUCCACAUCGACGGGAAACAAUCUGCAGUUUAGACUUGAUGAGCGAACAGCCCACAGCAGUCUGGACCUCUUCAAGAAAGACACAGGCGUCAUCUACCGCAUUCUGGGCCUGGACCCAAGCCACGUGCAAGACAACCCAGAGCGCUUCCGAGACUGGGCUGUUGUGUUUGGCGACGGGAAGAUCACCAGCGGACGACACUACUGGGAGGUGACAGUGAAAAAGUCUCAAGAAUUUCGUCUCGGCGUGGCUGAGGCGCAGAUGUCCAGAGAAGAUUGCGUGGGCACCAACAGCUCCUCCUGGGUGUUUGGCUAUGCUCAGCGGAAGUGGUUUGUCAUGACCAGCAAUAAAAUAGUUCCCGUGACGCUGGUGGGCAAGCCGGACCGUUUAGGGAUCCUGCUUGACUAUGAAGCAGGCCUCCUGGCGCUGGUGGACGUCGAGAAGCCCAGGAUCAUUCACACCCUCAGGGCUCAGUUCAAGGUUCCUCUUUGCCCUGCGUUUGGACUUUGGGACGGGGAGCUGCUCACACACUCUGGUCUGGAGGUGCCUGAAGGCCUGAAGUGAAGCGGGAUCAGCCAUGAAGUGAUGAUUGCGUUGGCCGUAAAGGGCAUCACUCUGGGUUUGGUGCAGUGGCAUCACAACAGUAUCUGUAAUAACUGUGCAGGACAGAAAGCAAUGUCUUCCUAGGGAAUCAUUUAAAGCUUAAUUACAGGUGAUGGUUAAUUUUCUGUUGCCCACCUAAUCAUCAUGUCUCUUAACAACACAAGUUCACACGUUGUGUUCUGUCUGUCAUCAAGCCUCAGGCAAUCGUAUCACAGAUGCUGUUUUUGAGCAUAUCAUGUAUUACCUCUCAGACUAAUGGAUGUGAAAAGGAUGUGUGGUUGGUUUUGAGAGCUGCCAGGUUUUUUUUUGUUUUUUUUUGUUUUUUUUACACUGAAUGUUCUGGCAUUAACCAUCGUUAUCAAGCUUAAAUCAUUAAAAAAAAAAAAAGUCAAUCUCAUGUUCAUACUUUAUAUUGUUUAAUAAAAUACCUUCACUGAAA